AUGAGAACAAGCAAGAGCUCGCCGUCGCCGGCGCCGGCGCGCGGCAACAUCGCCGUCGAUCUCCGGCCGUUCCUUGUCGAGUUCAACGACGGCCGCAGGUGGGUCUUGGUGCGCCACGAGACCGUGGCAGCGUCCGACGACAAGACGAGGAGCGCGAACGGGGUCGUGACGAAGGACGUCGUCAUCGACGACGAGACCGGCGUGUCCGUCCGCGUGUUCCUCCCCGUCGACGCGGCCGUGGCCGCCGCCGCGGGCGACGGGAGGAGGCUCCCCCUGGUCGUCUACGUCCACGGCGGCGCCUUCUGCACGGGGAGCGCCUCCGCCAGGAUGUUCCACGACUACGCCGAGUCGCUCUCCGCUCGCGCCGCGGCGGUCGUCGUGUCCGUGGAUUACCGCCUCGCGCCGGCGCACCCCGUACCCGCGGCUUACGACGACGCGUGGGCGGCGCUCCGGUGGGCGGCUUCCCGCCGCCGCCGCCUCUCCGACGACACCUGGGUCGGCGACUACGCCGACCGCUCGUGCGUGUUCCUCGCCGGAGAGAGCGUCGGCGCCAACAUCGUGCACAACGUGGCGGUACGUGCCGGCGAGGUGUUCGACGACGACAUCGACAUCGAGGGCAUGAUACUGCUGCAGCCAUACUUCUGGGGCACCAAGCGGCUGCCGUGCGAGACGCCGGACGCCUGCUGGCGCACGCGCGGGUCGCCGCCGAUGCUGCUGCCGGAGAGGAUCGACGCCCUCUGGCCGUACGUGACGGCGGGCGCGGCGGCCAACAACGGCGACGAUCCCCGGAUCGACCCUUCCGCCGAGGCGAUAGCGUCGCUGCCGUGCCGCCGCGCGCUGGUGUCCGUGGCCACGGAGGACGUCCUGCGCGGCCGCGGCCGCCGAUACGCCGCCGCGUGGGGUGACAGUGGCAGCCACAGGGCGGCGACGCUCGUGGAGUCCAAGGGCGUGGACCACUGCUUCCACCUCUUGCCGGAGUUCAGCUCCCACGCCGAGACCGGCGUGCUCAUGGAUCGCGUCGCCAUGUUCAUCGCCAAGGGCAAGACACCACCACCGAACACUCGGGGCUGUUUGGAUGGAGGCUAA
Messenger RNA from Oryza sativa Japonica Group (Japanese rice), 1086 nucleotides. RefSeq names its product probable carboxylesterase 12. The record is from RefSeq and is a predicted model, not a curated record. Gene Ontology annotation, molecular function: hydrolase activity. Lineage: Eukaryota; Viridiplantae; Streptophyta; Magnoliopsida; Poales; Poaceae.